CAUUGUGGGUAAUCAGUCCUUUUAAACAUGGCAGCGACCAUGGAUAUUUCUAUUGAGCGUGUUUUGUCAAUAGAAACAACAAAUGAGAGUGAAGACUUCAAGACAGUGGAAUCGAAUGCCACACGUAAAAGAAAGCACAAGGACACAGACAGCAAAAUGGAAACAGAAGUAGAAACAAAGAGGCCACAUUUUCCUGCAAUAUCAGGAAGCAAAUUGCUCGGAGGAAAGACUGAAGUAAGAAAAGUGGCAAUCCCAUCUCACAGAUAUACACCGCUGAAGGAAAAUUGGAUGAAGAUCUACUCACCAAUUGUGGAGCACCUCAAUCUACAGAUCAGAUGCAACCUCAAAACCAGGAAUGUGGAGAUACGAACAUGUAAAGACACAACAGACAUAGGAGCUCUCCAGAAGGCUGCAGAUUUUGUUAAGGCUUUCACUCUUGGAUUUGAAGUUGAGGACGCAUUAGCUUUGGUGAGGUUAGAUGACCUGUUUUUGGAAUCCUUUGAUGUUACUGAUGUGAAACCUCUGAAAGGUGAUCAUCUAUCUAGAGCCAUUGGACGGGUGGCCGGAAAAGGCGGAAAAACGCGAUUCACCAUAGAAAAUGUAACAAAGACAAGGAUUGUUGUUGCCAAUUCGCGGAUUCACAUUCUUGGUUCUUUCCAGAAUAUAAAAAUAGCACGCACAGCAAUAUGCAACUUGAUAUUAGGGAGUCCGCCAUCUAAGGUUUAUGGUAAUUUGAGGACAGUAGCAAGUAGAGCAACAGAGAGUUUCUAAAGGGGAUUCCAUUGACAGGUGUAGACAGUAAUAGAUUUGCAUACUUCUAUCAUAUUCAAGGUAUACAUACAAGAUCAAUUAUUUGGAUAUAUGUAUAAUUUCAAGGUUAUCAUUGAGAUGCACAUUUCAUGCAUUAAAUGACUAUCACUGUAAAAUAAACGAGCAUUCUCUCAUUUUGCUCAAACCUA
Priapulus caudatus is the source of this 959-nucleotide messenger RNA. RefSeq names its product RNA-binding protein PNO1-like. The transcript has 7 exons. Gene Ontology annotation, cellular component: nucleolus. The coding region runs from base 28 to 771 and encodes 247 amino acids. NCBI's taxonomy places the organism in Eukaryota, Metazoa, Priapulida, Priapulimorpha, Priapulimorphida, Priapulidae. Gene Ontology annotation, molecular function: RNA binding. The record is from RefSeq and is a predicted model, not a curated record.